This is a messenger RNA of Amoebophrya sp. A120, 2327 nucleotides long. NCBI's taxonomy places the organism in Eukaryota, Dinophyceae, Syndiniales, Amoebophryaceae. The record is from the annotation of a GenBank genome assembly.
AGCGACCCUCUCUAUUUCAUGGAUUUCAACGCGUUGGAGAAGCAGAAUCUUUUUAGAAGUAAGCUCUUACCCCACAAGCACAAGUUAGUAGGUACCCAUACAUAUCGUGUACAUCGCCAGUCUGCUGGUCAAAUUAAACACAUCGGUCAAAAACAAUGGCGGUGCAACAGGCGAAGGCCCCGCCUUCCCCAAGAGAGGAGCUUCUCAACAGCACAGAAAAUUGUAACCCGCCUACUACAACGAUAACAUCGACGACGACCCCAAAACGGAAAAGUUCCGCCGGCAAAAUUGCUGCCGACCAAGCAUCUUCAGAACGGUGUCAACAUGAGGGUUUUUUCCACGACCCCACCUUUGGUACGAAGACAUUGGACUUGGCUCCGAUGCUGGACGUGACGACGCGGGAGUUUCGGUACUUUAUGCGGCUUCUGUCCCGGCGCAUGGUAAAUUGGACCGAAAUGCACGUGGACCAAACGAUUUUGCACUCCGACAACCUCGACUAUCACCUUGACUACUGCCGCGUCGAGGAGCCCAUGGUGCUCCAGCUGGGCGGCAAUGACCCGGACACCUGCGCAAAAGCGACCGAAAUCAUUGCCGGGGAAAAGUACCAGUACAAGCACGUGAAUCUGAACUGCGGGUGCCCCUCGGACCGUGUCUCCGGGAAGGGCGAGUUCGGCGCGGUGCUGAUGAAGAAGCCGGAAACCGUGCGCGACGUGAUGCAGGCGAUCGCAGAGGCAUGUAAAGAGAAGAACCUCGCGGUCGAUCUCUCGGUGAAAACUCGAAUUGGAGUGGACGACUGCGACAACAGCGAAUUUCUGGAAAAGUUCAUCACCGUCGUGCGGGAGUCCGGAGUUCGAAAAUUCAUCCUGCACGCCAGGAAGUGCAUCUUGAAAGGCCUCACACCGGCGCAGAACCGCAGCAUCCCGCCGCUGAACUACGCCAGAGUGUUUGAAAUGUGCGACAAAUUUCCCGACUGCGAGUUCUGGCUCAACGGCGGAGUCAAGACUCUGCGCCAAGCAAAGGAGCUUGCGUACGGAACCGCGACAACGGUCGAGGAAAGGGAAACAGCGCAGAAGCGAAGGAAGACGUGUCAAAAACAAAACGAGGAGACAAGUGCAGCUCCGGGAGAAGCAGCUCGAAAUGAAGGGAAGCAGGAGCAGAAGGUAGAGCGACCUAGCACUCCUGUUGCAGAAAAUGUAUCUUUGGAGAUGGAGGCCGACACGACUUCCGCUCGAAGCGAGGAAACUGCUGGCCAAUUCUUGUCAGAGUACCCGAACGCAAACUGCCACCCGCGAACGCACGCUCCUGCGAAUUUGCGCGGGGUGAUGCUGGGUCGAGCGGCUAUGGAGAACCCGAGUAUUUUCGCGGAUGCCGACCGGUACUACUACGGAGACACUGAGAAUCCGAACCAAACGCGACGCCAGGUCCUUGACAAGUACUGUGCGUACCUGGAGCAGCUCUAUCCUCCGCAGUGCGUGCAGGCCCAGCAAUCGACUGCCAUGGCCGCAGCUGCGGGAACACCGAAAAGCACGGAAGCAUCUUCGCCGUCGACGGCGCCGGAGCACGAGCAGUCGCGACAAAGUGACGGCACGCAGGAGACAGCAGCGCCGGUUCUUCAGGAGACCGGAGUUGUAGAAUCUUGUUUAAGGCAUCACCAGCACUGCCUCUGCCCAAUCUGUCGCUGCUUGUACAGCGUGCCGUCCGAGCAGCGGAACGACCAGACCUCGAAGGCGAUCGAGGAUGCAACCGCGCAGGCGAUUGAGACGCUAAAGAGCUCCGACAAGGAGUUUCUGGCCCUGGGUGUGAAGCAAUCGCGCAAGAACCGGCACAACAACCCGAACGUCAAGGUGAGCUCCGGGUGCGUUGCCCGGUGCCUGAAGCCGGUGCUCGGUUUGUUUUGUAAUCUGCCCGGAAACAAGCAGUUCCGACGAGACUUGGACGUGUUCAGCCGCGACCUCUACGUGCGCAACUGUGGCGUGGCCUACAUCAUCCGGCGGUGCAUGUCCAGGCUGUCGAACGACUUGCUGGACAUGCCCUUCCGCAGGACCGAGGACGAAACAGACCCGGCAGAGGAAAAGCGGGAGCUGGAUGAAAAAUUUAUGGCCGCAAAACAGCAACAGGACGGAGUAAAUCCCAAAGACCAAAAGUCGAAGCGACGUAAGCUCGCACAAGCAGCGACAUCGCAUGAACCCAUGCAAACGACAUAAGCGCGAAUGAUUCUGUCACCUAGCACAGAAUCCGAUCUGAAAUGUCUGUGUUAGUUGAGAUCACGCUUGAUAUUGAUGUUGACUUCGAAAAUCGAGUACGAUUUUCGCGCGAGUGAGCCGGUG